Linum trigynum is the source of this 6163-nucleotide messenger RNA. The record is from the annotation of a GenBank genome assembly. Lineage: Eukaryota; Viridiplantae; Streptophyta; Magnoliopsida; Malpighiales; Linaceae.
GCCUCUUUUAGCCUAAAGGAUCUUGGCGAGCUUUCUUAUUUCCUCGGCCUCGAGGUUACUCGUAGCUCUCAAGGUGUUUUGCUCAGUCAACGUAAGUACAUUACUGAUCUUCUUGAGGAUCAUCAUUUUGCAAACUGUAAACCUACUGCCACAACAAUGGAACUUAAUUUAAAAUUGGGUCGUGACUUUGGUACCCAUCCUGUUGACGACACUUCCUACCAUAGUAUUGUUGGUAGUCUCAUUUACCUGUCAGCUACUCGUCCUGACAUAUCAUAUGUUGUCCAGCUUGUGAGUCAAUUCAUGUAUGCUCCACGUACCAAUCAUCUUGCCUCAGUUCAUAGAAUUCUACGAUAUCUCCAAGGUACUCGGGAUUUUGGUAUGUCCUUUCCUUCGACCGAACUAGUUGGUUUACGUGCAUAUUCUGACUCCGAUUUUGUCGAGUGUGUUGACACUCGUCGGUCUACUACUAGCUAGUGCAUUCAGUAUGGUGAUGCUUUUCUUUCGUGGCGUUGCAAGAAGCAGGAUAAGGUAUCUAAGUCUUCUACUGGGGCAGAGUAUCACUCCAUGUCCGAUGUUGAUUUAGAGCUCGCGUGGCUUUGUAGACUUUUGGUUGAUCCCGACAUGGUAUGUCCUCUUCUAAUGGAUCAUUUUGUUGACAAUACAAGUGCUAUUCGUAUCGCCGUUAAUCUUGUUUUGCAUGAUCGUACUAAACAUAUCGAGAUCCACAUUCAUUAUAUUCGUGACUUGGUUCGGGAUGGCGAGGUUACUUUGCAUUACAUACGCAUGGACGAGCAAGCUGUUGAUAUAUUGACCAAGGCUUUUCCUUCGAUUCGCCACUGGUACUUGUCUAGCUAAUUGAUGCUCACUACUCCGCAUCAAUUUGGGGGAGGCUGUUAGACGAGAGUAUCUCGUUCUUUUGUACAUAAACUUUAAUAUGUUGUGUAGUUAGGUGGUAGUGUUUUGUUUUGAUUGGGCCUCUUGCCUAAGGCUUGGCCGAUCGUGAGAAGUCUUGGUGGGCGGUUGUGUUUCUUCCACUUCUAGGGGUUCAGUUACAUAGUAAAGGCUUUUGGGUGCUGGGGAAUGUGUGUUUGGUUACGUAGUAACGUUUGGGGUGUGGGGAUAUAUCUUGAGCUGUAACAAUGGUGGAUGUACACGAAAACUAUGAUAGUGAAUUGGUGCUCGAAGGGUUCUAGCUCUUUCGUGGAUUAGUCCUGGAUUUUCAGGGAUACCGCGUAAAUCGUGCGUACUUUUUCUUCUUCUCUGUGAUUGGCUUUCAUAAACAAGACUGGCCCUGGUGUGGGAGCUUGGUUACAGGAAAGUCUGCCUCUACACCGACUCAACUACAACCAUUUGCAUUUUUGAGAACAUAAAUGACAUAAACCACAGACAUGGAAUCUCAGUGCUGGCGAUUAAUCGGCUGCUGGAUCUUGAUUGAGAGGUUUCUAUCUCUCACACUUUCAGGGAAUAUAAUUUUGCGACUGAUUUCCUUGCUUGUAAAGGACACGACCUUGAUUUUGGCACACAUCCUAUCGGUAAGUGCUAUCCAGGUCGCCGAUACUUGAUUAUGUAUGAUGUACUGGGGAUCACCCAUGAAAGUUCAAUCAUUAAUGUGAUUUAAGACGCUUUGGCGUGUGUCUUCUACCAAAAAAAAAAAAAGACCUUCCUUUCAAGUUUUGAUCCAACAUACUGUAUGAAAUUUUAUCUGAAUUAGAUCGUCCAUGCAUAUGUUGUGGUCUACACUAUACAAAUACAAAUAUACAAUAUAGGAACAAUAUUGAGCUUUAUUUUUAUGAGUCUUAAAGGAAGAAACGUUUGAAUCUUGAGUAGCUAUGCAAAGUAUUAAGUAUGUGUAUAUAAUAUAUAUUAGAUAUGUAGCUAAUAACUUAACUGGUUACUAUGACAAAAAAUUCCUUAACUGGUUAAUUUGGUUUGAUUGGUUAGGAGUGUUUGAAACCAAACCGAACCACCUAAGCCAAACAAGCUAAAAAACUUAGCCAAACCAAACCAAUUAUUCAAAUUAACUAAAUUAAAUUAUACAAAUACUACCGGUUAAAAUGGUUACCACGGUAACUAGUUGGUUUGAACACCCCUAUUUCGGGGCACUCACUUUUUAAUGCACCCAACUAUAAAAGUGGUCAUAAUAGAUCGAAUUUUAAACUUUAAUUGGUAGCAUUAGUCUAAAAUGAAGAUAUAACAUAGAAUCGCAACUAAUUUAUCCAGUACCCUAACCCCUUAACCUUCAAUUUUGAAUCCCACCCAAAACCUCAAAUUGUAAACGUAAAUCCUAACCCUAAAUCCAGCCCUAAAUCAUUCAAAUUAAGUAAAUCUUGAAUGAUUUUGUUUAAAAUCAUCAAAUUAACUGGAUUUUGGGGCAUGAUACUAUACCCUAACCUUGAUGAGUGAUGUCGAUUGUUGUGUCGCUACCAAAUUUACAGAGCACACUGAUAACACCCAAAUUGGUGUUAUUUACCCUUCAUAUUUAGGUUUCUUUCGUGCUAAUUCAUGUGCAUAAUCGAAAGAAUAACAUCAAUUGCAUCCCUAUUCCUUUCUUAUGUGAUUAUGAUGUGAUUUUAUGGGGCUUGUUCAAUUGUCAAAUAAGAACUUGAAAAUAGAGUGGUGAUUGAUGUUGUGGAUACUGAACUCUCGUGCAAUCUUUCACGUGGAAGAAUGCUCGAUAAGUAUAAAUCGAUGCUGGACACGAUCAAUGGGGAUCAAUUGAUCGAUACAAUCUCUUAAAUCCCUAUGAUGACUCGGUAUUUGCACAUGUUUUCCCCUUUGUUUCUUGAUUGUUUGAGCUUGAAUUAUCGUGUCUUUGGCCUAUUUUACGCUAGGUUGUGUUCCUUUGUCACAUUUCAGGUCCUAGCACAUAAAGUGAAGCAUAGGCGCAAGUUUCAAGUCAAUCAGAGAUCAAUUGACGAUUCGGGAGAAGAAACUCGGGUAUGACCUGAAGAAGAAUGGAUUUCUACCUCACUUUAUGGACAAAGAAUCAUGCAAGCUUGUCAUGAAAAGAAAGAGGACGAGACUACGAGCGUCUGGGAUCAAACGGCGACUGAUUCGGAGUCCGGACGAGGGAGAAACGAAGCAUUAAACAGAGGCUGAGCAAGCCACACGGGCACAACCCACACGGCCGUGUGACCUGGCCAUGUGGCCGUGUGGAAAUCACCGAGCCUUCACACAGGCAGCUGGGAAAGCCACACGGCCGUGUGAGUCGGGAAUUGCUGUUUAAAACCCGAUUUUCAGCAAAAGGAAAGGGGGAGAGCUGGGUUUUGGAUCCCAAACACCCAAGGGACGAACCCUAGAGAGAGAGAGCGACUUGGGAACAUUCUUGGAGCUAUUUUGGAGGAUUUCUUCGCCAUUGGAGCUCGGGAAUCAAGCUUGGAGAUGGAGAUUGAAGAUCUAGAUCAGAUUUCUGCAGUCUCUCUCUUCUCUAUGGAGUAACUUCCCUUCACUUAGGUUUUGAGGAACCUUAGUUCCAUGAGUUAGGAUCUUUCUUGUAUGAAGUUUUGGAUGCUAUAUUGUUUGAUUAUAAUCGAAUGAUGCAUGUUUAUUGAGUCAAUUGAAGUCUGAUCAACUUUUCCUGAUUCCUGCUGCAAUCUGAGAUAGAUAGAAUCUGAUUAGGUUGCUAGAGUCUCAUCAUUCGGUAGUAGGAGAUUGGCUAUACGAGAGUUAGCCAGUUUACUGCUUUGUACUGUAAUCCAAUUCCAGUAGUGGAGUUCUGUGCUUAUUGCUUCAGCUUUCUAUCCCGGUGAAGACUAGUCGUCUGCCGGAUAGUUAGACUGAGAGGGCUUGGUCAGCUUAAGAGAUUCCAAGCUACUGUCGGAUCUUCCGCAGUUUAAUCAACAGUAAAUCAACCAAAAGGAAUUACAACUUGGACCUAAUUGAGGAGCUAGGGGGAAUCAUACCUAAGUGAGUUCCCAAACUGUAAUUAGUAGUUUUCCUUAGUUUAGUUAGUAGAAUAGUUUAGUUAAUCAAUCCUUAAUCUAGUUUGCUAGAUAAUGAACUGAAGCUGAGUAAUAAUAACUCUAGAGACCCGUGGAUUCGAUAUUUAUUACGUGUGCCACUAUAUUGCAGUCCCUUUCAUUGGUUACACUUGGCCAUUGUUAGGUGUUGUGUUUUAGAGCAUCAAGUUUUUGGCGCCGUUGCCGGGGACUUUCUAGAGUAUUAGGAAAGGCAGAAGUUUGUUACUUUAGCAUUUUUCUUUUCUUUUCCACCCUUGCUUUUCACUUGGGUGUUUUUGUUUUUGUUGGUGCAGAUCUGAAUCAUGGAUCCUAAUGGCUUCUCCAAUCAUUGGGGGUAUCCACCACCAUCCGGGUGGUAUUACCCCGCGACUCCCUACAGCAAUCAAGGAGGAGAAGACUAUGGAUUCGGGUUCCAGUACCAACCCCCUUACUACGGAGAACAAUCAGACCCCUGGGCAUAUCAAGAACAACCUCAUUACCAAGAAGACUUUCUCCCACAACCAGAAGGGCCAUCGGAGCUGGAGUUACCCAUGGCGGCCUUCACGGGCCACUCUGCAGAGCCAUGCUACACUUCACUGGAGGAUCCGAACGAACAAUUAAGGCUUCUCGUGGAGCAGUUUGCUCGAGACACUGAGAAAUCAUGCUCCAAGAUGGAUCUUCAAAUCAAAGCCCUUGCCACUUCCGAUCCCUCAUUUCUCCAUGAUAUGGAGGAGACUGUUCAGCGCUCAGCGAAGCAAACAGAAUGGGUGAAGCAAGUUUGCUCACAUCUUGCUCAAGAUCACCUUUCUGCUACCACGCUAGAAGAGGUGGAGGAUGACAAAGGCUAUGGGAGUGUUGAGGAGCAUACAGAAGUUAUCACAGAGAACUCCCAUGAUAACCAUGAUCAGGAAAGUCCUUUGGUUGCAGACCACACCUUUCCUCAUUUAUGCUCUAACAUGCUGGGCCCGUGCGAGGAGAUGCAAGAUGAUCCCAUUGAAGAAAUUGCUUGGCGACUUGCUCUCCAAUCUGUUCUAGAAGAAGAAGAGCGAGCAAGGAUGAGGAAGGAAGUUGUGGAUGAUGAGGAAGAAAGAAAAGAAGAGGUGGUUCUUGAUCUUUUCCCAGGGGAGAGACCACAUUUUGAAGAAGGAAGGGGGGUUGAGGAAGCAAUUGGCGUCCAGGCUGAGGAUGAAGUUGAGGUGGAAGAGGCAUGCACCGGCCAUGAGUUGCAAGUAAUAUCCCCACCAAACUUUGAGGAACUGCUUGGCAAGGACCCAUUUGCAGUGUCUCUUUGCCAGACCAAGGCCACAUCGACAUCGAUCCCUCUUGGUGGACGCGAUGGUGGUCGGUCGAUGCUGUCAUAUCUGGUUUGGGCCAAUGAGACGAGAGAAGAGAAGAAGAGGUCUCGAGGGUGGAGACUUCAUCUGCAUCAAGUACAUGAGCCUUCAUCACCUGCCACACCACAUGCUCGUGACUUGAGACUCCACCUCAUCGACGAGAACCUCAACUUCAAGGAGGUUCUAGCAUGGACCGAACUUAGGAGCCAUCGUCCGGCUCACGACGUGAAAGAAGCGCUUGUUGGGAGGUAACCCAACCAGUCGGUUUGCAUUUCUUUCUCUAUUUCUCCUCGGUUGAGUCAGUUUUGUUAUUUGAUUUUAGAGUCAAUAACUCAACCUUUGUGAGAUUUUGUGUGGUGUUUGUGUUCUGAUUACUCUCUCUUCCUGGAAUGCACUGCUUGACCCGUACAUCAUCAUUCACCCUUGAUCUGGUAACUUCGUUCUACCCUCCUUAUCUUUCCUCCAUUGAGGACAAUGUCGUGCUUAAGUGUGGGGGGGUGUUCGAUUAUGUAUGCGGGUGAAUGUUUGGCUGUUUGUGUGCUUGGAGCCUAGUCCACUGUCCAAAUUUUUAAAUUUGAGGGCUCCAAGUACGUGUUUCCUUGCAAAUUGUCUGCUCAAUAUGCUUUGAAUUGACAGUCUCUAUAGUAAUGUGCAACCUAGGGAGGUAGUGUAGCACUAUGGAGGAUGCUGAAGUAUAAGAUUUUUCCUAUCUAGCUCUCUGUUGUGCCAGUUGAUUUUGUGAAUUAGUGGAGCUAAGACCGUUGAAUUCAUGUGGUAAUGGUGACUCUGUUUGGAUUAUGUUAUGGACUCGUGUAUCGAAUAGGGUGCUCAUAUGGAAAAUGGGAAGCAGUUGGUCCUCCAUGUCAAAAUCAUUAAAUCUUAAACAUGGGG